CAACCAUUCUUAGAUGUAUUUCUUCAUCAUUCCAGCCCAGAAUUUGGCUGGCUUUUCCUAUUUAUCUCUCACCUUUUGGAUCGCUAUGCACAGAUUUUAAGUCCCUUCAUUCCUCCGUCAAAACCCGUUCUUCAAUCAAAAUCCUCAACGCCAAAAAUCUCUCCUAUGGAAAAGGAGUUCUUUCCAAUGAAUACACCUAAAUCGGCGCAGAAACCACAGCAAUCUGACGAGGCCACAUCGUCUACGAUUCCAUCAACACAAGCACAACAAGGGGUAAGUAUGGCUCAACAAUGUGGGGGCCCAUCGCAUUUGAUUUCAUCUUCACAUGCAGGGCAACUGAAAUUUACACUGCCAUUGUCAAAGUUCGAAGGUGUAUUUUGUCAGCAAAAUGGUCAUUGGGGGGCUAAAAUAUGCAUUCAAAACAAUCAUAUUUUGCUGGGAACGUUCGUCUGAAAUAGCUGCAGCACGAGCUUACGAUAGCGCGGCCCGCAAGCUCCUAAACAAUGAAUUCUUGUGUAACUUGUUGUUAACGAAUGUCACUAUUCAUGAACCCAUUUUUCAGAACAUGUACAACCCUGAUGACAUCAUUAAUAUGAUUAGGGAUGGCUCCUACGAACCCAAUUACAUCAAGUUCCUUUCGAAUCACUACCCUAGCUUCCGAUAUGGUGACUCUGUAGCAAUGCCCACUUCUUUGGACUCCAUCGAAGGGGUCCUUUUUAAGGAAAUGUUUCGUAAAGAGUUGCUUAUGGGUGACAUUACAAAUGAGAAUUUAUUGGUUUUACCUAAUGAAGCUCAGCCGUGCUUUCAUCCAUGGAACUCCAACCCAGACGAACUAUGGUUUGAAUAUAAAGACAGGAGGUAUCGGUCAUGGGUGUUUCAAUUAUGUCGUACGAAUAAUCCUCAGAUUUAUGUAAUCACCACGGGUUGGAAAAAAUUUUUCAAUGAGAUGGAGCUUCGCGUUAAUGAUAUUGUCCUCUUCUACGGAUGUAAGGACAUGCGAAAUUUUCCUUGUAGCUCUUUUAGUAUGAUUGAUGUCAUCCGGGGUGUCAAAAAUCGUUAGAUGCAGCGGCGGUAUUGAGCCUCAUUCAUGUGGAAGCUUAAAUGCUAUAUAGCAGUGAUUAUUCCUCUUCAAAAAUUUUGAAAAUUUUCUAAGAUCAUAUGUUUAGAAUAAGAACGGUUUUAUUUGAUUGAACCUGAAUAUUUAAUUUUUUAUUGUAAUUAGUACUUAGUAAUAACAGUUUUUAUGAUGUGUGCAAAGU
Molecule: messenger RNA, 1259 nt
Organism: Phalaenopsis equestris
Lineage: Eukaryota; Viridiplantae; Streptophyta; Magnoliopsida; Asparagales; Orchidaceae
Product: AP2/ERF and B3 domain-containing transcription factor At1g50680-like
Exons: 2
Coding region: 389-1060 (223 amino acids)
Molecular function (GO): DNA binding; DNA-binding transcription factor activity
Source: RefSeq, a predicted model, not a curated record